Molecule: messenger RNA, 924 nt
Organism: Pieris rapae (cabbage white)
Lineage: Eukaryota; Metazoa; Arthropoda; Insecta; Lepidoptera; Pieridae
Exons: 4
Coding region: 89-874 (261 amino acids)
Source: RefSeq, a predicted model, not a curated record
AGAACAAGUAUAUUUUAAGUGGUCUACGUAGAAUGAUGUGGGUGGUGGUGUUGUGUGCGCCGGCCUACUGUGCGGCGUACUCGGCGUGAUGGGUGCGAGCAAAGAGGACGCAAGGUGCGGUGAUACGUUUGGAGCGCUGACGGUAGCCCGUUGGCGUCGCUUUUUGCAUUGUGCCCACACACAGCGACUUUGCGGCAGAGGUGACUGUGCGUCAUUAUGCACGGAGCACUGGUUCAACGGCUCCGACGAGCCCUUUCCGAGCGCCUCACUCGGCUCCGCAUUUCAGACUCUCGUAGAAGACAUGGACCACUCUCUGACUGCGCCAGUUCUUUCACGUUACAAUAAAUUUGAGACGAAGGCGACGGAGCUUGUCGUAGCAGACCACAACGGAAGAAACAAUAGCAGCCCUAUGAGUACUGGCAGAAGUACGAGCAGCCGCGCUGCAGCUCAGGCGAGCCCUCGUCUGCGACUGCUCUCACGCACGCCACUCAUUUAUGAACUUAGGCCUUCUGCUGACUUUGAACCCAAUCGAGCCGAUUUCAAGAGGUCCCGCGUGUCGCUCAGCACUCUAGCACUGUCCUCAAUGCGCUUGAAGGCGGGCGAGUACGGUGACAAUGCGGUGGAUUACGGGGCUCCGCCGGACGAAGCCCUACCCUCGUCGUCUGCCCUCGUCGUCACCCUUCGAAGAUCCGUCACCAUCCAUCAAACGAGCCCUGGCUCCGCUUCACCUUAUCGCCACUGGGUGGACCCUCUGGCCCAACCUCACACUGACACCCAUAAAAAGAAAUUGAAGACAUCGAAUGCCAGUAGCCCUAUUGAUAUUAACAUUGGAAUUCUGAUUACAAUUCCCACUUUAGUAACUAUAAACAGAUAGAUUUGUAUAAAAUGUAAUCUUUAAUGUUCUCAUGCUUCUAAAUAUAUUCG